Molecule: messenger RNA, 898 nt
Organism: Haliotis rufescens (red abalone)
Lineage: Eukaryota; Metazoa; Mollusca; Gastropoda; Lepetellida; Haliotidae
Product: cytochrome c oxidase subunit 4 isoform 1, mitochondrial-like
Exons: 5
Coding region: 128-700 (190 amino acids)
Biological process (GO): mitochondrial electron transport, cytochrome c to oxygen
Source: RefSeq, a predicted model, not a curated record
CAGAGAAAUCGGUGACGUUUUGCUGAAGUGCCGUUUUAGCCUGCACCCCACCAGGUUAUGUGGACGUGAAAAAAUCUCGUUGAUUCUCGCGAGACGUCCACCGCCACCAGCAGAAGCAGUGAGAAAGAUGAGUGCUCAGCUUUUGAGAACAGUGGCACGAAGUGCCAGGAUCCCUCACCAGAGAUCGAUCACGUCAACAUCUGUUCGAAGGCAGGAUGUUGCAUUAGAUCAAGCUCUUAAAGAUAAAAUUCAUCCUAAAGUUGGAAACCGUGACAUAGUUGGCUGGGGCUUCAAUGGAUGUGCAAGUUAUGUUGACAGGCCAGAGUUUCCCUGCCCAGCGAUUCGAUUCAAAGAGAACUCAGCUGAUGUUGUAGCUCUUCGUGAAAAAGAAAAAGGAGACUGGAGUAAACUUACCUUGGAGGAAAAAAAAGCCUUGUACAGGUCAAGUUUCUGCCAAACCUAUGCUGAAAUGAAAGCCCCAACUGGAGAGUGGAAGUCUGUGCUGUCAGCAAUUCUGCUGGCACUGUCUGCAACUGCAUGGAUAGUCAUGUGGAUGAAAAAAUAUGUGUACCCUCCAAUGCCAUCAACGAUAACCAGAGAGUGGCAAGAAGCACAGGUUGAAAGAAUGCUUGCCCAGGGCCAAGGACGUAUUGAAGGCAUCUCGUCAAGCUAUGAUUAUGAGAAGGGAGAGUUUAAAUAACUUAGGUUUGAUAUUCCAGAAAUGACUUGAUAUAAAAUGUUCUAUAUUGUUUGUAAUGUGCCAUUCAGUAAUUUUGCUUUAAUUACUUCAGUGAUUUCAUGUCAAGAAUUAUUGUACACAGUAAGCAAAACAUUCUAAAGAAGACUUGUGGAAUGUAUUACAUAACACAUGUAGCAAUAAAAGGAGUGGCUUUGGGAA